Molossus molossus (Pallas's mastiff bat) is the source of this 1469-nucleotide messenger RNA. RefSeq names its product acetyl-CoA acetyltransferase 2 (gene ACAT2). The record is from RefSeq and is a predicted model, not a curated record. Bases 76 to 1269 code for a protein of 397 amino acids. The transcript is spliced from 9 exons. NCBI's taxonomy places the organism in Eukaryota, Metazoa, Chordata, Mammalia, Chiroptera, Molossidae. Gene Ontology annotation, molecular function: acetyl-CoA C-acetyltransferase activity. Gene Ontology annotation, biological process: fatty acid beta-oxidation.
UCCUCUGGAGAGGGCUUUUCUUCGCUUGCAGGAGCAUCAGGUCCACAGAAGCGCGUGGAGUGGCCCUGUGGCAGGAUGAAUGCAGGCUCGGACCCCGUGGUCAUCGUUUCGGCGGCGCGGACGGCCAUAGGCUCCUUCAAUGGUGCCUUGUCCACCGUUCCUGUCCACGACCUGGGCUCGGCUGUCAUCAAAGAAGUCCUGAAGAGGGCUGCUGUAGCUCCCGAGGAGGUGUCAGAGGUCGUAUUUGGACACGUUUUAACAGCAGGUUGCGGGCAGAAUCCUGUUCGACAAGCCAGUGUGGGUGCAGGGAUCCCCUACUCUGUUCCAUCAUGGAGCUGCCAGAUGAUUUGUGGGUCGGGCCUAAAAGCUGUGUGCCUUGCAGAGCAGUCAAUCAAGAUAGGAGACUCCAGCAUUGUGGUUGCAGGAGGCAUGGAAAAUAUGAGCAAGGCUCCUCACCUAGUUCACUUGAGGACAGGAGUCCGGAUGGGGGAAACACCACUGAGUGACAGUAUUCUCUGUGACGGGCUUACAGAUGCCUUCCACCACUAUCACAUGGGCAUUACAGCUGAAAACGUAGCCAAAAAAUGGCAAGUAAAUAGAGAAGAUCAGGACAAGUUGGCAGUUCUGUCCCAGAACAGGACGGAGCGUGCACAGAAAGCUGGCCAUUUUGACAAAGAGAUUGUACCAGUGUUUGUAUCUUCUAGAAAAGGUCUUACUGAAGUUAAAACAGACGAGUUUCCUCGCCAUGGGAGCAACAUAGAAGCCGUGUCUAAACUAAAGCCUUACUUCCUUACAGAUGGGACAGGGACAGUCACCUCAGCCAAUGCUUCAGGAAUUAAUGAUGGUGCUGCAGCUGUGGUUCUCAUGAAGAAGUCAGAAGCCGAUCGUCGUGGGCUUGCACCUUUGGCACAGAUCGUUUCUUGGUCACAAGUAGGUCUGGAGCCUUCCAUUAUGGGAACAGGACCGAUUCCAGCAAUAAAGAAAGCUGUUGCAAAAGCAGGCUGGUCCCUGGAGGAUGUGGAUGUAUUUGAAAUCAACGAAGCCUUUGCAGUCCUCUCACUUGCAAUAGUUAAGGAACUUGGAUUGAAUCCGGAGAAGGUCAACAUUGAAGGAGGGGCUAUAGCCUUGGGCCAUCCUCUUGGUGCAUCUGGCUGUCGGAUUCUUGUUACCCUGUUACAUACAAUGGAACGAACCGGUGGACAACGUGGUGUUGCUGCACUGUGCAUUGGGGGUGGGAUGGGGAUAGCGAUGUGUGUUCAGAGAGGGUGAACCUGCUUAACUAAACUUGAACCUCCUUCCUUUCUAAGUAAGGCACCAAUAUGUGAAAUCAGGACCAAUGUGAGGAUGGAAGCAUCUUCCACUUCACAAGAACCCAAGGCUCGGCAGUUUGUUGUACUUUAAUGUGUAAUACUCAAGGUAUAAGACAACUGCAUGUUACAGUGUUAUAAAUAAAAGAGAAAUCAAUUCAA